UGAAUGUAUAUGAUUUCAAGAGAAGUCAACAAUUUAAACUAGGAUAGGAAAAUAUCUGUGUAAAGUUUGACGAAACUGACCAGAAAGGUUUCAAGGGGUUGAAAUGUUUAAAGUAACUGUAAGCGAAAAAUCUGAAAGUAAACUUGAAGGAAUGCAUAUACAAGUUGUCUCACAUUCUCUUCUCUCUGAAUAUUACAGACGGAGAGGCGAAAAUCUGGCACAAGUACAACAAAAGGGUUUACACAAGCCCUUUCUCAAAGUGUUUAUAUAGGAAGUAAUAAAAAAAGGAACUGUGUUUCUGUUGCGUGUGCAGAGUGAUUUUCCCGUUCAACAAAGCCACUGCCACAUAAAUGCUAUGCACAAACACAUACAUACUAUACAGGGGUAUAGUCUUGAGAGUUUCUCCAAACUGAUUCAUAUCUCAUUAUAGUUGGUGUUAGAGAGGACAAGGGUUGGUUUGACUUGUUGAAUGAUAUACCUGUAUUUAAGCUUAGAUCACCGAGCUGCUGUGCCUAACAACUACCACCCCAUGGCAGAGAGAGCAAUGAUGCAGGAGGGAAGAGCAACCCCUGACCAGACUCUCUCUACAGCGCCCCAUGUGUUCCAGAUGAGUACUAACGCUGUCCCACCCAGAAGGACUUUGGUUGAGAGGGGGGCAGAGGCAAUGCCAAUUCCAACAGGGGCAGGUAAUGAAAUGCUGGACACUGUUUUGACCCACGAACAACUUUUAGCAACAUACUUCUACGUAAGAUGUCUGCUGGAUGAAGCCGAGCAGCGUGCCAAGGCUGGCAGGGUCCCAAGACCACAUGAUGACAUCACUGAGGUCCAAGCUGAGUUCCAGUCUGCAGAAGUGAGCCUUCAGGUACAGGGAGUGGGAAGUACAUCAAUUGACUCUCUUAACAGGCGUCCUAUGUCCACUGGAGAGACCCUCCAUGAGCAGCCAAACAAGCUCCCAGAGGGGGGUGUCGACACAAGGGUGUAUCUACUGACUGAAAAAGGACUGAAGGAUCUCGUGAGAGAAGUUGGAAAAGGAGCUCGCAAAGAAUGCAAGAAAGGAAAACAAUCUUCGACCAUCCCCCUUCCAACUGCCUCAUGCGAUCCACCUACUGGCCAGGAAGAUUGGCCGCCCCCUUACGAGUGGGGGAAUGGAGGUCAAAGGGUAAUGACAGAGGCCAGGCUGUCCCGAGGAAACCCCACCCUGCAACAAGGUAAAAAAGUACGGUUUUGCUGGGGAUGUGGAGAAAGUGGACAUUAUAAGCAGUCCUGCCCCGGCCAAAGACAGAAUGACACCCCAGUCAGAGUUCCAGUGACGGAGGGCAGUGGGCAGCCACCUAGAGCAAGUUACGUAUGGGCACAGCCACAAGCGGAGUUAAUGCCGCCGCCAUGCUGCCAAAGGGCUCUAACACAUCUGAGACGGCACACCAUACAUGAUAAUGCAAAACCAGACGAAUGUUGUUUCAGGAACCCAGUGGUGUGAAUGAUUUGCUGUGGUGGACAGGACUAAAACAGGUACAGUUAUUAAAGUUUGAUUAAACAUCCCCAAACUCUGCUUGAAAUUAGGAGAUUUAAAGAAGAGGUAAAAAUAUUAUGAAAUAUGUGAAGGAAUAUGAAGAAUUUGGGUUG
Hypomesus transpacificus is the source of this 1623-nucleotide messenger RNA. RefSeq lists its product as uncharacterized. The record is from RefSeq and is a predicted model, not a curated record. Lineage: Eukaryota; Metazoa; Chordata; Actinopteri; Osmeriformes; Osmeridae. Gene Ontology annotation, molecular function: zinc ion binding; nucleic acid binding. The transcript has 2 exons. Bases 470 to 1477 code for a protein of 335 amino acids.